ACAAACCUAACCCACAAUCAAAUAGCCGUGGGAAACGGAACGACAAACGAGAAAUGGGCCACAGCGUACCAGCGCGCAAAGUCCCUUGCCGCUCAAAUGACGGUCGAGGAGCUCGCCAACUUCACCCACGGGUGGGACGGCCUCUGCACCGGCAACACGGGCUCCGUCCCCCGCCUCGGCAUCGAGCCCAUCUGCCUUCAAGACGGCCCCGACGGCGUCCGCGCACAGGAAUUCGUCUCGGCGUUCCCCUCUGGUAUUCACCUGGGCGCGACAUGGGACAAGAACCUGUCGUAUGCCUACGGCGAGGCCCUGGGCGCCGAGUUCCGCGGUAAAGGUAUCAAUGUCGGUCUGGGACCCGUUGGUGGACCGCUGGGUCGUAUUGCGCGCGGCGGCAGGAAUUGGGAGGGUCUGAGUAAUGAUCCGUAUCUGUCAUCUGUUGGCGUCGGUGGUAUUACCAAGGGGAUGCAAGAUGCUGGUACCAUUGCGUGCCCGAAGCACUGGAUUCUCAACGAGCAGGAGUACCGCCGGAACCCGAGUGUUGAGGAAGGCGAGGCUGGAUCAUCCAAUGUUGACGACAGAACGUUGCAUGAGCUCUAUGUUUUCCCGUUCAUGGAUGCGUUGAAGGAGGGCGCUGCAUCGGUCAUGUGUUCUUACAACCGCGCCAAUAACUCGUACGGCUGCCAGAACUCCAAGUUGCUCAAUGGAGUCCUCAAGACUGAGCUCGGGUUUGAAGGGUUCGUUGUCAGCGAUUGGGGCGCACAACACGCCGGCGUGGCAACCGCAAACGCAGGUCUCGACCUGGUCAUGCCAAACGAAGCCUUCUGGGGUGCAUCUCUCGUCGAGGCAGUCAACAACGGCAGCGUCACCCGCGAGCGCGUCGAGGACAUGACGACGAGGAUCCUCGCGGCAUGGUACUACAUCGGCCAGGACAGCGACGACUACCCCGCCGUCGGCGCCUACUCGAACCUUCAGAAGCACGCACCCGUCGACGUGCAGAAUGGGCACAAGGCAAUCAUUCGCGAGAUCGGAGCCGCCGGUACCGUGCUCGUGAAGAACGUCAAUGGCACGCUGCCCUUCAAGAACCCCAAGUUCCUGACGGUGUACGGAUACGAUGCUAGCUUGGCUCCAUCUCCAUGGGGGAGCACGAGUUAUGGCCCGUCAUGGGGCACUGUGCUAGCGGAUACUUUCAACGGAACGUUGCUUUCUGGUGGCGGCUCUGGAACGACGACGCCGCCGUAUGUUAUUACUCCUUUCCAGGCCAUCCAGGAUCGUGUCAUCGCGGACGGCGGGGUGGUCAAGUGGGAUUUCUACUCUGAGAACCCGCAGCCCAACUACGUCAACUCGGAGGCGUGUCUGGUCUUUAUCAACGCGUGGGCUUCAGAGGGGUACGACCGACCCAGCCUGACGGACGAGUUUAGCGACAACUUGGUCAACAACGUCGCGGCCAACUGCUCCAACACGAUUGUCGUGCUGCACUCUGCCGGAACCCGCGUUGUCGAAGCCUGGGCAGACCACCCUAACGUGACAGCAAUCCUCUUCGCCGGCCUACCUGGCCAGGAAUCGGGCAACUCCCUUGUCGAUAUCCUCUACGGCGACGUAAAUCCCAGCGGCAGACUCCCCUAUACUGUUGCCCGCGCCGAGUCAGACUACGGCAACCUCCUCAACUCAACUGUCGAAGCGGGCCCGUUCCCGCAGGACGAUUUUACAGAGGGCUUAUUCAUCGACUACCGCGCCUUUGACCGCGACGGCAUCUCGCCCCGUUACGAAUUCGGCUUCGGGCUAUCGUACACUACCUUUGGCUACUCCUCCCUCUCCGCCAGUCCCGCGUCGGGCGUGAGCGCCGGUAUCCCGGAUCCGAGCAUUGCCAUCGUGCAGGGCGGACACCCCGCCCUCUGGGAGGAAGUCGUCUCCGUGAGCGUGACGGUACAGAAUACGGGCGGCGUGGGCGGCCACGAGGUCGCGCAGCUGUAUGUGGGCAUCCCCGUCGAGGGCACGCCCGCGAAGCAGUUGAGGGGUUUCGAGAGGGUUUUUGUCGAAGCGGGCGGGAGCGCGACGGUGGAGUUUGCGCUGACGAGGCGGGAUUUGAGCUUUUGGGAUGUGAGUGCGCAGCAGUGGCGGUUGAGUGAGGGUGAGUAUGGGGUUUGGGUUGGGGCUAGUAGUCGGGAUUUGAGGUUGAACGGGACUUUUACUAUUUGAAUGAAGAUAGUGGACGAGAUAUUGGGGGUGCCGCUCGUUACUUUCAUGGUAUCAUGCGAUGCAGGAAGGUAGCUCGAGGUAGUUGUAAUGAUGAUGAUGAUCAACAUGACUGCAUGCUGCGUUUUAGUACAAACACUGCCAGGAACGAGAAGUCCGUAACUCUCUCAAAGAC
Messenger RNA from Colletotrichum acutatum, 2368 nucleotides. RefSeq names its product glycosyl hydrolase family 3 N terminal domain-containing protein. NCBI's taxonomy places the organism in Eukaryota, Fungi, Ascomycota, Sordariomycetes, Glomerellales, Glomerellaceae. The record is from RefSeq and is a predicted model, not a curated record. Gene Ontology annotation, biological process: glucan catabolic process. Bases 97 to 2196 code for a protein of 699 amino acids. The transcript has 3 exons. Gene Ontology annotation, molecular function: beta-glucosidase activity.